CUUCCUGGGGUGAAAGUGUUCAAUCUCCGGGGUGGUUCCUUGUGUUUGUUAGUCGUGCAACUGAGUCUAUAGGAAGAAGGCCUUGGAUGAAUAGGGAAAACAUCAGAAGUAGGGUGAAUUCAGAUCUGUUGGACCACUUACCUAAUUCAUUUCACACGCUGUCGCCUGGAAGCUGCACAGUAUAUACUAUGUGCCAGUAACUGACAUCUAAACCGCAAGGCAGAUAAUUCAAUGGCAGACUUCCUCAUUACCGGAAAACUCAAGAAUUUGUAUUUACGGAUACCCUUAACAUCUUAAGAAUACAGUUUUAGCCCACAAAGAUUUUUUUCUUUGACCAAGACAAUUCAAUGUGUGAACACAGAGUUCUGUUGCUAUAAAAGUUUGCCCUUUGUGGAACAUAUUUUUUUAUAAGCUGCCACUUGCCAUAUUUGGACAACAUGUCUACCUCCUCGUUACGGCGUCAGAUGAAAAAUAUUGUUCAUAAUUACUCUGAGGCAGAAAUCAAAGUGAGAGAGGCCACAUCAAAUGAUCCAUGGGGUCCAUCCAGUUCUUUAAUGUCUGAAAUUGCUGAUCUAACCUACAAUGUAGUUGCAUUCUCAGAAAUAAUGAGCAUGAUUUGGAAGCGACUUAAUGAUCAUGGCAAAAACUGGCGACAUGUCUAUAAAGCUAUGACAUUGAUGGAGUAUUUAAUAAAGACUGGUUCUGAACGGGUGGCACAGCAAUGCAAAGAAAAUCUUUAUGCUAUACAGACACUGAAAGAUUUCCAAUAUGUGGACAGAGAUGGAAAAGACCAGGGAGUGAAUGUCCGCGAGAAAGCUAAACAAUUAGUCUCUCUGUUGAAGGAUGAUGAACGACUGAAAGAAGAAAGAACACAUGCCCUAAAAACGAAGGAAAAGCUGGCACAAACAUCAACAUCAUCUUCUGCAUCAUCAACUGCAAACCCAGCUACAGAAGCUGAGCAAGCCUGGCCUCAGAGCACUGGUGAGGAAGAACUUCAGCUCCAGUUGGCUCUGGCUAUGAGCAAGGAAGAAGCGGAGCAGGUAAGAGCAAAGCCCCCAGCUGUCCCUGAAGAGGAAUUGCAGCUUCAGCUUGCACUUAACUUGAGCAAAGAGGAACAUGACAAGGAGGAGAGGAUCAGACGAGGAGAUGACCUAAGGCUUCAAAUGGCCAUUGAAGAAAGUAAGAAAGAAGCACCUUCCAAGCAAGAAGAGUCUUCUUUAAUGGAUUUAGCAGAUGUUUUCACCUCUUCUGCUCCUGUAACUACUGCUACAGAUGUGUGGGGACAAACUGGUGCCCCUACAGUAGAUCCAUGGUCUAGCACUUCCACAGUUCCAGCAACAUCAGACCCAUGGGGAGGACCACCUGUUGUAGCUGGUGCCACUACUGAUCCGUGGGGUACAUGUGUGCAGACAAACCCUGCUUCCAGUGACCCAUGGGGUGGGACUCCAUCAGCUUCCGCCACAGAUGCCAAAUCAGUGUCUGACCCAUGGAAUCCAGGAGGUACCACACCGACUGUAGCUACUUCAAGCAGUGAUCCAUGGUCUUCAAAUUCUCCUGGUGCGGAUCCUGUUAAGCAACCAGCAGAUCCUUGGGCACCAGUUUCAACUUUUUCUGAUCCUUGGGGUGGAUCACCUUCUAAAGCAAGCACAAAUGGGACAAUAGGUGAGUUGGAUCUUCUUGCUGGAGAGGUCCCUGUGUCCCAUUCUUUAGGAUCCAGAAGUCCAGAUGCUUUUGACAUGAGAGCAAUGCAUGAUUCACUGUCUGAUUCCACAAAACCCACACGAAAAACACCAGAGUCCUUCCUUGGACCAAAUGCUGCACUGGUAGAUUUGGACUCUUUGAUUUCCAAGCCGACAUCCCAGAAUACAAAGUUGUCUAAUCCUUUCCUUGUUGCAGGAUCAAACAGUACAACAACAAAUCCAUUCCAACCUAAUCAACAACAACCAUCGCUUACUUUAAACCAGCUUCGAUGCAGCCCUGUUAUGACACUGGGACAGCCAGUUACGCCAGCUGCCCAAACACCUUCAAGCAUUCCAUUUUCUUCUAUGCCCUCUUUAGUUCCCGGAAUUGCUCUAACCAGUGCAACACCAGUUGUUGGGGUGCAACCCGUACCUGGCUUGCCAGUUGCUACAGUGGCUCCUGGAGUUCAAGCAAUUGGUUUGCCCACAAUGAUGCCACCACAGCAUUUGGUGACACAGCCACUUGUCCCAAAUUUAUCAACACAAGCUGUAACUACUACCACUAACCCUUUCCUAUUAUAAUAGUGAAAGUGAAAAUGUGUAAUGCCGGUGACUAGGGGUGUAGAUCAAGAAUGGUAUCUUCAUGCAAACACAAAAAGACCCUUAUGUUUACUACCAUCUUAUUUAAGCAGAAACAUUUUCUUGUAUCCGUUCUUGUUUCAUUGUGCCUCUGAAUACCAAGAAAUAGUAUUUGUAUGAGCAGUACAGAUAAAAGCACUGAGAUAACCGGCCACAAUUAAAAUAUUGCUUUCUGCAGAUUGAUUGGCAUUCGGUAGUAGUAAUGAUGCAUGUGGUCAGCAUUAUCUCCCUUAUCAAUUUUCACUUUAAUUACCAGUGAUUCCCAUUUAUUGUGAUUAGCUUUGUUUUAUUUUCCCUAGUAGCAAUGUAAGGGUUUUCCAGCUGUUUCUUUUGAUUUUUUUUUUUUUUUUUUUGCAUCUGACAAAUUAUUUCCAUACUAAAUGAACAUAUGUUCUUAUAUGUUUAAUAUAAUUUAAUACCAUAAACUUGCCUUUUUAAAAAUCAUUUAACCUGACUCUAAAUGAUCAAGUAUUCUCUCCAAUAUGAUGACAUUUAAAUCUUUUACAAAUGUGCAUCUAGUACUAAUGAGUACAAAUACUUGCAAAAUAUAACCCUGGAACCCUUGGAAGUACUGCAAUAAUCUCCUAUUUUGAAAUCUCUAUAAACAAAACACUAAAUGCAAGGCUCUGGGCUUUACGUAAGAUAAUUUUGGGGAAUAAAUUAUUUCAUUUGUGAUGCUUUUUGUAUACACCCCACUCAUCACAAAUAAUUUUUAAAACAGGGUCUUAUUUAAAUGCACAUGUUUCCAGUCACAUUAGAAAUUAAAUGUGAAAUUAAUUUUAUUUGAUAGCCACUGCAUUUCGAAUUGGCUUUGCUUUGUAUGCUGUUCAAACUUUCCCAUUCAGUAUGCAUUUCUACAUAAUCUUUGCCUUAUAAGUACAAAUAAAGUCAAAUUGGGACAAUUCCUAUCAUUUUGUUUUAAACAUCUGGACUGCAAUCGUGGAAUGCUGGUUUUAUACAUUUGGAAUGGUAUGAAACGCAAUGCUAUCAUUCAUGUAGGUAUGUUUCAAAUAUGUCUAGUGAAGUUUGCUGUGAUUUGCAAACCUUGAAAAAUAAAAAUUGCAAAGAAGAUCUACUUAAAAACAAAACACGGAUGCUAGUAUAGUUAAUUUUUUAUUUUUAUUUUUUAAAUAAACCAGGGGUUUCUCUAUGUAUUCAUAUGUGACAUAUUUAUCUACAUAGCCCGUUAGGAUAGAUAUUGUGUGCAUCAAUUUUAGUGCUGCUGUGUGGAAGAAAAAAAAGCAAAACAAUUACCCUGUUUCAAGAUUACACAGCUCAAAUAACUUGUCAAUUGACGCUUACUUUAUCUUUAGCGUAUUUUAGGUUAGUCACAAAUAAUCAUUGGCAUUUUGGCACUAAUCAAUGGCACCAAUUCAUAAUAUGGUGUUGACCUUUGAAAAUAUAAUUUCAAAUGCCUAGCAGGAUGAUCUGAGCAAAGGCUAAAAAUACUCCAUACUACAUAUAUAAUGUGGUGACAUACAGAGCAGUGCCUAAGUCCUAACGUAAUGAUAGAAUCCAUUAGUAUGAGUCACACUUAAUCUCGUUUUGUGUGUGUGUAAUGCAGUAUUUGUCUCCUUUAAUAAUAGUUCAAAGCAACACCACUAUUCUCCUAAAUACAUCUUUCAGUUAACUGUUUCCAGGAUAGAUAAUACUGGAUUUCCCCUUUCCAAUGUCUUAACAUAUUGUACAAAUUCUGAAUAAAAGUGGUUUUAUCUUA
Molecule: messenger RNA, 4035 nt
Organism: Pelobates fuscus (common spadefoot toad)
Lineage: Eukaryota; Metazoa; Chordata; Amphibia; Anura; Pelobatidae
Product: epsin-1-like
Exons: 10
Coding region: 438-2261 (607 amino acids)
Biological process (GO): endocytosis
Cellular component (GO): plasma membrane; endosome; clathrin vesicle coat
Molecular function (GO): phospholipid binding; clathrin binding
Source: RefSeq, a predicted model, not a curated record